AUGACCCACCCUCCUAGAGUUUGGAGGUUUGUCACUUGGUUUAGGUGGAAUAUCCACUCCCUAGCGGAAGCUUUAGUUCAUUGGUCACCUUUUGUUGAAUUGCUUGAUGUUAUCUUUGAACGACCUUCAAUUUUUCUACUACCUUCUAUUGGAUCUAAAAGUUCUCUAUUGACACUCGUCCAUGUGCUUCUUAAGGCUGUUGUUCUCUGUCGAGACUCGUCCAUGUGCUUCUUAAGGUUGUUAUCUGUCGGUUGUUCUCUGUCGGUACUUGUUCAUGUGCUUCUUAAGGUUGUUCUUUGUCGAUACUCAUCUAUGUGCUUCUUAAGACUAUUAAUGAUGGUUGCAAAUUCUUUAUCUCUUCUCGAGUUCUUUGUGGACACUCGUCGACACUCAUCCAUAUGCUUCUUAAGUUCUUUGUGGACACUCGUCCAUGUGCUUCUUAAGGCUAAUAAUGACGGUUGCAAAUUCUUUAUCUCUUCUCGAGUUCUCUGUGGACACUCGUCCAUGUGCUUCUUAAGGUUGUUCUUUGUCGACACUCGUCCAUGUGCUUCUUUAGGUUGUUCUCUGUCGACACCCAUCCAUGUUCUUCUUCAGGUUGUUCUCUAUCGACAACAGUCCAUGUACUUCUUCAGGUUGUUCUCUGUCGACACCCGUCCAUGUGCUUCUUCAAGAUGUUCUUUGUCAACACCCAUCCAUGUGUUUCUUGAGGUUGUUCUCUGUCGACACCUGUUCAUGUGCUUCUUCAGGUUAUUCUCUGUCGACACCCUCCAUGUGUUUCUUGAGGUUGUUCUUUGUCGACACCCAUCCAUGUGCUUCAAGCUGUUAAUGACAGCUGCAAAUUCUUUAUCUCUUCUUGAUUUCUCAGUCGACGCUCGUCCUCUUCUUGACUUCUCUGUCGACACUCAUCCAUGUGUUUCUUAA
This is a messenger RNA of Sphenostylis stenocarpa, 921 nucleotides long. NCBI's taxonomy places the organism in Eukaryota, Viridiplantae, Streptophyta, Magnoliopsida, Fabales, Fabaceae. The record is from the annotation of a GenBank genome assembly.